GUAACUCUGACCUCAGCAAGUAUACGAAGCAGAUACAUAAGCUACUCGAUGCAUCUGGUAUACCUGGUAUACCUAGCAUCUGGUAUACCUGGUAUACCUAGUAUACAUUGGUGGAGGCGCAGCGGCGUCCAUACUCUCAAGCUAGAGGAAGGGGUUCUUUCUACUCUCAGUGUGACAAAGAGUGUCAGGCUUUCCACUUUGGACCCUUCUUCACUGCUUAAGAAGAUCUAGCACGCUAAAAGCCCCACCAGCGCCUUGGACUCCGUUGUCACAGCUGGGCAAUCGGCCGGGAUUGGCUAGUUCGUCUAUGACCAACUCGGAGGGAAGGCAAGCUUCGGGCCAAAGAAGCGAACCACUGGUUUGAACCAGCACGCGCAAUGCUUGGCCUUUGACCGUGGGAACGGGAAAUACCUCUGCCUAAUUGAAUGCUCGUUCCAUAGAUAGGACAUUUUAGACGUUUAAACUCAGUCGGUACGCCUGGCAUGGAAGAUUUGGCUGGACAAGUCCAUUGGCUCAUCAGGAAGGGGGAGGAACCUUGGACGAGCUGAACUUGGGUUUGCAUAGAACGACGAGGGCCUCUAGGAAGGGUCCAGUGUGUCGCAGCAGUCAAUGCUGUGGUUCGAGUACUUAGUUGAAACUGCAAAAGCAGAAUAAUAAUCCGACCCUUUUUCUUUUUUUUUCCCCAUUUUUUUAAUUUCUAAUUUACAGUUGUGAAUUACCUUUCUACGUCACCCUGGUCCUACUCUCGCGCUCUUGCUUCCCACGAUUUCUCUUCUUAAUUUCUUGCGUGAUCUGUCCAGCUACUCUUCGCUUUUCAUUUGUUUGACUUCCACUGGCGGCGAACACACUCUGCUUGGGCCCCUUCCUUCCCCACCAGAGUCGCGUGCUGGCUCAAUUGCUCCUAUCGCUAGAAUCUCUCGACUUCUCUCCCAUUACACAUCAUGAUGGCUCCAAUGCUCUCCCCAACCGAGGCCAUUCCGCCCAUCAAAGUCACUACCGUCACCACUGUGAUAGACCCGACGAUGCAACCCACGAUCAACAUAUCUCCCGCGCCAGAGAAGAAGAGGCAUGGUCGACGAGGACGAAAGAACGCCGUACCCGACAUUGUCGGCACUAAACAAAAGAAAUCACUGCUUCUCGAUGUGCUGGGCGACGCAUUAGUUGAUCAGAUGUACACCACUUCUGCCGCCUCGACCAAGCUUCAUGACCGGUUGGACAUCUCCAGUACAUCCGUUGUGGAUCACCUCCGCAGCAACUUCACCACAGACCUCACCGCGUCCUCGUGUGCUAGCUCACGCAGCAGCAGCAGUCGCACGUUGACCGCGGUCGAAAGCCACAGCACACCCCCAACCAGCUUGGACGAGCGCGACUCGCACGAGAUCGCCACAUCAACCGCAUCCACCGUUGCACCCACUGUAUCCAGCCACCACUGCCCCAGUAUGGAAUCUCUUCGAUCCAGCCCUUCAACUCACAGUCAGAGCACGAGUACAGGGACUGCAGGCGCCGUCUUCUGCCUAGAAGACUUCUCUACAAUGUCCGCCAUCCAACGACUAACCGCUCAAUACGGCCGCGUCGCCAACAUGGGCAUCCUCGACCACAGCUAUCGAUUCUUCGUCAACCAAAGCCGCACCGGCGCCCUCUCCUUCAAGGUGCGCAACCAAGUCGCCGUCGUCGGUGGCGACCCCCUCUGCGAACCGCACAUGAUCCCCUCUCUCCUCGCCGAAUUCGCCACCUACCGCCGCAAACACCACUGGGGUCUAGCCUUCAUGGGCGCCAGUGGCUCCUUUGUCCGCGACAUUGCCCAACCACGAGGCUGGACAACCAUCCGCCUUGGAAGAGAGCGCGUCCUCAACCCGCAAACAAACGAGGUGCUGUUAGAGCGCAGCGGGAAACGCAUCGCCGUGCAGAACCGCCAACUUCUCAAUACCGCCAAGGGCGGCGUUACCCUCGGCGUGUAUGCCCCCGCCGUGCAUGGCACGGAUGCCCAGCUCCAAUCCGAGCUGGUGGGUAUCUACGAUGCAUGGCGCGCAGAACGGAAUUCCUCCGACGGCCCGCAGGCCUUUAUCACCGUGUACGAUCCCUUCGCGCUGCCCGCACUGAUGACAUUCGUGUAUAGUCGCGCACCGGACGGGACGAUCAACGGAUUCGCUGCACUCCGUCGACUCGGCGAUGGCGGAUACCACGUUGAUCCCUGCAUCGCAGCCCCCGGUGCAGCAAAGGGAAUUAGUGACCUCCUCAUCGUCUCCGCAAUGGCAUUGCUGCACCGCGCAGGCGUAUCAUAUUUAGGCUUCGGCUUUGAACCCGAGCAUGCACUCGCGCGUGAAGAUAUCACCGGAUUAGCCGGACCGUUGGUCAGUCUGACGAGGGAAAUGUAUGGACAUACAUUCCGGCGACUGCCGAUUCACGGGAAAAAGGCCUAUCAUGAUAAGUUCCGGCCGGAUGUCGAACAAGACAGUGGACUUUAUCUUGUUUUCCCAGGGGUUAUACCGGGUCCGAGGCAGUUUUUGGGGAUGAUGCAUAUGGCGAAUAUUAGUUUGAGGAAGAUUUUGUGGGCGGAUCUGAGGGCUUUUGUGUCUAAGCGCAAAGGCAGCAAUAAGGUUGAGAAGGCCGGGGUGGACGGCGAGGUUGAAUCCCAGGAGCCGGCACAGUCUCGCGCACAGUCAUAGACACGCGAGACGCAGUCAAUUUUCUGUCGAUGCUCCGAUUGUUGCACGGUGAUGUGGACAUUGCUUGUUCUUGAUUGUCUUUCCUUCCCACCCCCCCCCCCCCCCCUUUGUCUAGAGGUGUCUUUUUUCUUUUCUUUUGUUUCUAACGGGAGGUCUUUUGGCUAACACAUAUAUUUGGGCCCAUGAUGGUAGCCACAAUAUACGUAUGACCUCCUCGUUGCUGUAUUAUAUGUUCGGAUGGGAAUCUUGUAUCAUAGCAAGGGCGUUUUUUUUUUUUUAUUUCCAUGGCCUUGGCCUUAUUCAUGCGCUUGGAGGGUCGUUGGGAUUUUGGAACUCGGGAUGGUUCCAUCUGCUUCUGCUUCUGCC
This is a messenger RNA of Penicillium brasilianum, 3032 nucleotides long. NCBI's taxonomy places the organism in Eukaryota, Fungi, Ascomycota, Eurotiomycetes, Eurotiales, Aspergillaceae. The record is from the annotation of a GenBank genome assembly.